AAACAUUUUUAAAAAAGGAUUUAAAAAAUACACACACACACACACACACACACACACACACACACACACACAGGGUCCGAAACUCUGUAUUUGCCAAGCUUGGGAGCUGAAUAGAUUUGGACUAUUUUCAGCUAAACCCCUUACUUUGCAAGCUCAUUUUACCCAAAUAGAUUUGGAUAGCAUGGUGUCACAUGCUUCCUGAACUCAGGAACUGGAGGAUACAUUUGUUUUGAUGAAUCCCUAUCUAAACUCUGAAACCAGAUAGGCUUGGGUGACAGUAUCAAAUUUCAAAUCUUAUCUGAAGCCAGAAACAAAGGAUUUAGGUAAACUUUUUUGCAAAUCUUCAGAUUUGGAAUGUGAGUGACAUCUCCCACAGCAGGUGAGAUGCAGAACACACACGUGUGUGCACACACACACAUGGUCCAUGUGAAUCUGAGUGUCUCACCAGGCUCUGACUGUAGGAUGAGAAUCCCUCUGGCCCUUACUGCUUUUCUCAACCUCGCUGUCCUGCCAGAACCAGAGGAAGAGAUCAUUGCUGAGGACUACGAUGAUGAUCCUGUGGAUUAUGAGGCCACCCGCUUGGAGGGUCUGCCACCAAGUUGGUACAAGGUGUUUGACCCUUCCUGUGGGCUCCCUUACUACUGGAACGUGGACACAGACCUCGUGUCCUGGCUCUCCCCACAUGACCCCAACUCGGUCGUUACCAAAUCUGCCAAGAAGCUCAGGAGCACUAAUGCAGACACUGAGGAGAAGUUGGAUCGGGGCCACGAAAAACCAGAGCGGGGCCACGAAAAACCAGAGCGGGGCCACGAAAAACCAGAGCGGGGCCACGAAAAACCAGAGCGGGGCCACGAGAAGUCUGACAGAGAUCGAGAGCGUGGUUAUGACAAGGUGGAAAGAGAGAGAGAGCGUGACAGGGAUCGGGAUCGUGACCGCGGGUAUGACAAAGUAGACCGGGAAGAGAGCAAAGAACGGCGCCAUCAUCGCCGAGAGGAGCUGGCUCCCUACCCCAAGAGCAAGAAAGUGGCGAGCCGGAAGGAUGAAGAGUUAGACCCCAUGGACCCCAGCUCAUACUCAGAUGCACCUCGGGGCACGUGGUCAACAGGACUCCCCAAGCGGAAUGAGGCCAAGACGGGUGCAGACACGACAGCAGCUGGGCCCCUCUUCCAGCAGCGCCCCUACCCGUCACCAGGGGCUGUGCUCCGGGCCAAUGCUGAGGCCUCCCGAACCAAGCAGCAGGACUGAGCCUCCCCGCCACCCUACCACCCCCCGGGGAUUUUUAAUAAAGGCUUUUCAAUGGAUUGUGACCAUGA
Messenger RNA from Lynx canadensis (Canada lynx), 1313 nucleotides. It is a transcript of the gene PQBP1, whose product is annotated as polyglutamine binding protein 1. The record is from RefSeq and is a predicted model, not a curated record. The coding region runs from base 385 to 1245 and encodes 286 amino acids. Gene Ontology annotation, cellular component: nuclear body; cytoplasm. NCBI's taxonomy places the organism in Eukaryota, Metazoa, Chordata, Mammalia, Carnivora, Felidae. Gene Ontology annotation, molecular function: protein binding; ribonucleoprotein complex binding. Gene Ontology annotation, biological process: alternative mRNA splicing, via spliceosome. The transcript is spliced from 5 exons.